Messenger RNA from Gekko japonicus, 3258 nucleotides. It is a transcript of the gene ALDH3A2, whose product is annotated as aldehyde dehydrogenase 3 family member A2. Gene Ontology annotation, biological process: aldehyde metabolic process. Gene Ontology annotation, molecular function: aldehyde dehydrogenase (NAD+) activity. Lineage: Eukaryota; Metazoa; Chordata; Lepidosauria; Squamata; Gekkonidae. The transcript is spliced from 12 exons. Gene Ontology annotation, cellular component: cytoplasm. Bases 356 to 1900 code for a protein of 514 amino acids. The record is from RefSeq and is a predicted model, not a curated record.
AGGGCGGCAGGCAGGCAGGCAAGUCACUUCCCUCCGACGACGCCGUUGCCGCGCGUCCUUUGCACCCGGGGAGAGAGGGCCGGUUGGGGGCCUUGGCCGGAGGAGGCAGCCGCGCUCAGGUCGGGAAGGGGGGCUGCCGGGAGAGCCGCGCCGUGCCGUGCCGGGACCCUCCGAGCGCUGCGUAAAGGAGCCGCAGGCAGACAACGAGCUCCCCGCCCCUGACCCCCUUUCUCCUCCUCGUCGAAGCUUCCCUUCGCCUUCCGCCCCCGCGACGCGGCGAUCUCGCCUCUGCAGACGCUCCAGCCGGGCAAAGGCCUCGUGGUUUCCGUUGCUCUCCGGCAGCCUUUAGGGAGCCAUGGAGAAGAUUAAGGAAGCCGUGGAGCGGGCCAGGAGCGCCUUCAACACCGGCAAAACACGCCCCUUGGAAUUCAGAAUCCAGCAGCUGAAGGCCAUCGAGAGGAUGCUGAAAGAGCGAGAGAAGGAGAUCACCGAGGCCCUCAAAGCGGAUCUCAACAAGAGCUGCUACAACUCCUUCAGCUAUGAGAUUAUGGUGGUCCUGCUGGAACUCGAGAUAGCCGUGAGCAAGCUUCCGGAAUGGGCCGCCCCGCAGCGGGUGGAGAAGAGCAUCAUGGUGCUGAUGGACGAAGCCUACAUCCACCAUGAGCCACUGGGUGUGGUCCUGACCAUCGGGGCCUGGAACUACCCCUUUGCCCUCGUAAUGCACCCUCUGGUCGGGGCCAUCGCGGCAGGGAACGCUGUCGUGGUCAAGCCCUCCGAGGUCAGCGAACACACCGCGAAGCUCCUGGAGGAGCUGCUCCCACAGUACCUGGACAAGGACUUGUACCCAGUUGUCACCGGAGGGAUCCCCGAGACGACCGAACUGCUGAAGCAGAAAUUCGACCACAUCAUCUACACGGGCAACAGCUCCGUGGGCAAGAUCGUCAUGGAAGCCGCCGCCAAGCACCUCACGCCCGUCACCCUCGAGUUGGGCGGGAAGAGCCCCUGCUACAUUGACAAAGACUGUGACGUCGAUGUGGCUUGCAGACGGGUCGCGUGGGGGAAGUACAUGAACUGCGGCCAGACCUGCAUUGCUCCCGACUACGUCCUGUGCGACCCGUCCAUCGAAGGCCGAGUCGUGGAGGGCAUAAAAAAGGCCCUGGCGGAAUAUUACGGCGAGGACGUCAAGAAGUCCCCCGACUACGAACGGAUAGUGAACAAGCGGCACUUCAAGAGAAUCAUGGGGUUGCUGGAAGGGCAGAAGGUCACUUACGGCGGGGAAGCUGACGAAGCCAGCUGCUUCAUAGCACCCACCAUCCUCACCGACGUCAACCCCAACUCCAAGGUCAUGCAGGAGGAGAUCUUUGGCCCCAUCCUUCCCAUUGUCACCGUAAAGAACCUUGACGAGGCCAUCCACUUCAUCAACCACCGAGAGAAGCCACUGGCUCUGUACGUCUUCGCCAAAGACAAGGCGAUCAUCAAACGGAUGAUCGCCGAGACCUCCAGCGGUGGCGUGACGGCCAACGACGUCCUCAUGCAUUUCACGCUCCCCAGCUUGCCGUUCGGCGGGGUCGGCCACAGUGGGAUGGGGGCCUACCACGGCCGCUUCAGCUUCCAGACCUUCUCCCACCAGCGGUCCUGCCUCGUCCGGUCCCUCACCAUGGAAGGCAUCAACAAGGUCCGCUACCCGCCCGGCAGCCAGAAAAAGGUGGACUGGGCCAAGUUCUUCAUUUUGAAGCGGUGCAACAAAAGCAAGGUCGGGCUUGUUGUCCUCGCCGUUCUGGGAGUCUUCUUGGCUGUCGCCAUAAAGAACCGCCGUCCUGUGCUAGGGCUUAAGCGCCUGCUGGCUGCCCUGGCCGGGCGGAGGCUGUGGAAGCUGGAUAGGGGCUGUCGCAAUUCCUGAUUGGAAGCCCGCCUGUUUUCUGGGGAGUUCGGCUUUUUCUGAGACCGAGGCCACCGCCCGCCGGAAUGGGAGACGCUCUCGUCUGCGACCGGGGUGGGGGUGGGGGGGCUGUUCAGCACUCGGAUACGCAUAACUUUUUUCUUACUGAUGAUUAAUCGCACAAAUGGAGAAUUAGAGCUGCUUCUCCCCCCCCCCCCCAAAAAAAAUAUUCUCCUUCUGUCGAAAAGUGAGUGUUAGGACCGGGGAGGGCUGCCACCACAUCCUCUCGGUCCAGACUAACCGGCACGAAGCCUCGGCAGGCCUUGCUUUGGGGGGGGGGGUUUCCCUCAGAGUAUUUUGGAGAGAGCUUCUCUGUCCUGCAGCCCACACUGAAAGAUCUGUGUCGGUGUCCCUCCUCCCCCCUUUAAAAAAAAAAGCCGGGACUUGGUCUUUCAAAGGCAGCCAGCGAUCAGGCGCUUUCUCUGUGCCGUUUGCGAGAGCGAUAAAAGAAGCGGAUCGGUUUAGCGACGGAUCUUUCCAAACACCCAGACGGCCUUAAAGCAAUGCUCUUCCUUCGUAUCUUCAGUCUCAUUCCACUUUUAAGUCCAUUUUGGCCUAACGCUUGAGGCUGCUGAUCCAGUCCAGGGCCUGCUUCUUGAUGACCGUUUGCAGCCAUGGAGUUCUCCUGACACACACACACCCACUGGGGCAGGAUGUGACCUGCACCUGGGCAGUCCCCCCACAGGGGGGUGAAAGGGGAGCAAGGAAAACAGCAACAGCAACAGGAAAGCUUUUCGGCACAGGAGCAGUUGGGUAGGAUCCGAUGCUCUCGGUCCAGCAUCUUCCCCUUUACGCAAGAGGCCCUUUUCCUUUUCAAUGGACGGUGGCGUGCCAAAGACAUUCUCUUUGAGGCUGGGGUGUCUUCUGUCUUGCUAGAUAACCUCACCUGCUAUGCUGUGCUUGUAAAACAGAGCAGAUUGAACUUUUUAAAAAAAUGGCUACUGAUACUGUUUUCUAAAGAUCUGUGGUAUAUGCCUGUCUCCCACAAAUUGGGGUGGGGUGGGGGACGUUAACAGAAGAUUUCUAGAGGUGGGUUUACUUUGUCUGAUCUCGGUGAGCAGAUGAAUUUUGCAGAGGAUAGGUGGGCGUGCUUCCCGUUGGUCCUUUUUUUUAAAGCACUUCCCGUCUCUUUUUUUUUUUAAAAAAGGAAUCCUCUUAAAGUACUUUAAUCUUUAAGGACAGAGAAUGACCAAGAUUAGAAUGAAUAAAAAGCAUUAUAUUGAAAUAUAACAUCCAUCCAAUGUUUAAUAUAUAAUUAAACUUGCAUACAUCACAUAUAUACUUUGUGUGUGUGUUGGAAAUAAACAUUAUUAAACCCA